Saccharomyces eubayanus is the source of this 2154-nucleotide messenger RNA. RefSeq names its product ubiquitin-specific protease UBP11 (gene UBP11). NCBI's taxonomy places the organism in Eukaryota, Fungi, Ascomycota, Saccharomycetes, Saccharomycetales, Saccharomycetaceae. The coding region runs from base 1 to 2154 and encodes 717 amino acids. Gene Ontology annotation, biological process: protein deubiquitination. The record is from RefSeq and is a predicted model, not a curated record. Gene Ontology annotation, molecular function: cysteine-type deubiquitinase activity. The transcript has a single exon.
AUGUUUCUAAACCCAAAUGAGAUUUUAAGUCUAAUUCGUGAAGUAUACGAAGUUGAUAUCAAAUGCUUUUAUUCGCAGUUGCGUCUAAAGAAACUAAAAAAAUUGUUGGAACAUGCCGCUUAUCUGUUUGACAUCUACGUAAGGGACUUGAAAAACAACCUAGAGAAAGAUGCACUAACAGCCUUCAUUGUUGGUGGCUACUACCUGUAUCUUAUUAUUCCGCAGUCGUUACAAUUUCAGGCAAGAAACAAUGUUUAUAGCAGUUACGCAAAGUUGAAAAAUAAGUACCAAGAAGAACAGGGAAUGACCUAUGUCCUAAAAUUGGUGAAGGACGAAAGUGCUAUAAUUGUUGAUCAAUGUUUAUCUGACUCAAAACGAAUUUCCAGGACCAUGCAAAGAAAAAGAGCUUACUCUUUGCCCCUACGACCGCUCCCCGUUCACAUGGCUUCUUUAUCGAUACAUAACCAACUCGACGUUCCGAUACGGGAAAUGCCUAUAGAAACGUCAAGGCCAAUAAAUAAUACCUUGGUGAAGGACUUGGCUAAAAAGGAAAAUGAAUUGAAAUCAAGUAAUGAGCUUGAACAAGAAACCGAUAUAGAAGGUAGAGAUAGUACAAGUACAGGGCCCUUAUCUAUGACCUCGUACUUAAGGUUAGAUACUGAAAAGGACUCUUUAUUCAAAACUCUCUCUAGUCCAGCAGCAGCUUCCACUGGGAACUCCUUAGAGGCUUUGUUACAGUUUGAGGAGCCUAGCCAGAAUUCCUCUUCUACAUUAAAGUCAAAAGAGCAGGAAGAAGAAGAAACCGUAAUCGCUUCCACCUCUCAAACUUUUAAGUUGCCGGUGAUCGAAAAUCCAGAUAACCUACUGUCUGAAUUAUCCAUAACUGGCUUGCGAAAUCCAUGCAACACAUGCUAUAUUAAUAGCAUGGUACAGUGUCUGUUUGGCACCACUUUAUUUCGCGAUUUGUUUCUAACUAAGAAAUAUAAACUCUUUCUGGAGAAUGAAAAAUACCCAAAAGGAUUCCAACUGUCCCACUCCAUUUACGUUCUAUUUAAGAAAAUGUACCUGAGUGGUGGAAGGGCAAUUAUACCUAAUGGCUUUUUAAAGGUGUGUAAAAAGUUAAGGCCUGACUUGAACAUCCCAGAUGAUCAACAGGACACGCAAGAAUUUUUGAUGAUCAUUCUGGCACGGAUUCAUGAAGAGCUGUCAAAUGAAAAUGUGACUAAGUAUUAUUCUGAUCUAAUUUUUUAUGAUGCGACUGCUUUGCAAGUCAACCCAUCCAAAUAUCAAAAAUGGUAUGAAGAAACUGUUCUUUCAGACGGAUUAUCUCCAAUCGAUUAUAUAUUCCAGGGACAGAUGGAAAAUAUACUAAAAUGUCAACGCUGUGGCAACUCCUCCCACAGCUAUUCUACCUUUUAUGUUCUGUCACUUGCAAUUCCAAAACCCUCUUUGUAUAGUUUUACAAGUAAAUCCAAAAAAAUAAAAUUGGAGGAUUGUAUAAACUUGUUUUCAAGCGAUGAAGAAUUGUCUGGUGACAAUGCUUGGGACUGUCCCAAGUGUAGAACUACUGAUUGCAAGUCGAAAACGGAUGAAAAUCUCAGCCAGAAGAAAAGAUCAAUACUAUUCAAUUUGCACUCCAGAUCAAGAUCCAAAUCCCCCCAUCAUCGUCAUCAUCACCAUCAUCACCAUCAUAAAAAAGAUGAUGCGACAGAUAACUCCAAAAAGUGGAAAUCUAAAAAGCUGACCACUGUAAAGAGUUUGGAUUUYAUUGUUUUGCCUCCAAUACUAGUCAUCCAUUUAUCAAGAUUUUAUUAUGAUUUAACGAAAAAAAAUAACACGGUAAUAACUUAUCCACUGAUAUUGAAUAUUAUUCUGAAAAACAAUGCGGUCGUUCGGUAUAAGCUGUACGCAAUAGUAAACCAUUCCGGAAAUCUUGUCAAUGGACAUUAUACUUCUGUAGUAAAUAAAGAAAAAAGCCAUGAAAUUGGGCUAAAUAGACAGAUUUGGGUCACGUUUGAUGAUGAUGUUAUUAAACAACACAAUAAGGAUCGUGAUGACUUUGAAACUGGCAGGGCAGAGAUUUCUAGUAGCGAAGUAUAUGUCUUAUUUUAUGAAAGAGUUGAUGAAGAAGAUUAUAAGGAAGAAUGUUGUUAA